AUGAGAGCUGUCCACUACUGUCCGCUGCUCCUGCUUUCCCUGGUCCUGCUAGCAACCAACAGUGAGGCUCUGCGAUGUUAUACCUGUAUGGGCUCCAAUAAUGAAGACUGCAACCGACAAGGUUCCAAAGCCUGUCCCAGCUACUCUGAUGCCUGCGCUGUGGUGGUGGGCCAUGACAGUGGGGUGAUGAAGUCAUGCUCCUACAAGUCUUUCUGCAGUCAGGCCAACAGCCAGGGCUACAGGGCACCAGGUGUCAGAGUUCACUGCUGCUACAGUGACGACUGCAAUGUGACAAGCUUCGCCUCCCAGCUGCCAGGACUCAGCUAUCUGCUGCUGUUUCUGCCUCUGCUCCUCCACUGCUUGUUCAAGUAG
Messenger RNA from Seriola aureovittata, 372 nucleotides. It is a transcript of the gene ly6pge, whose product is annotated as lymphocyte antigen 6 family member pge. The transcript is spliced from 3 exons. The coding region runs from base 1 to 372 and encodes 123 amino acids. Lineage: Eukaryota; Metazoa; Chordata; Actinopteri; Carangiformes; Carangidae. The record is from RefSeq and is a predicted model, not a curated record.